Leucoraja erinaceus (little skate) is the source of this 2000-nucleotide messenger RNA. It is a transcript of the gene vsig10, whose product is annotated as V-set and immunoglobulin domain containing 10. Gene Ontology annotation, molecular function: cell adhesion molecule binding. Gene Ontology annotation, cellular component: cell-cell junction. Lineage: Eukaryota; Metazoa; Chordata; Chondrichthyes; Rajiformes; Rajidae. The record is from RefSeq and is a predicted model, not a curated record. Gene Ontology annotation, biological process: cell-cell adhesion.
CUCCCAAACCGCCCUCCCUCCGUCCGUCCCUCGCGAGCAGGAAGAGCUCGAGCCCCGGGAACUAACGCGGGACGAUGGGCCCAGGGUCGAUGGGCCGCGGCCGACACCUGCCGUUCGUCGCUGUGUUGGGCCUCACGCUGUGCGCGCUGCUCGGGGCAGUUGAUGCUGAGGAAUUUACCGUCACAAUUACUCCUGGAGAAACAUUGCCAAAUGGGACAAUCUACGUAUUCAAACACUCAAAGGUUUCAUUUAACUGCUCAAGCAGGUCACAGCAAAAGUCAAAUAUAUCUUGGAACUACAUUGGUCCAGAUUCGAAGCAGGAAACAUUUGUCAAUGUUGAGGGAACCUAUUCAGAAUUUACACUUUCCAACGUGGACAGUGAUAACCAGGGGAACUAUACAUGCUCAACAAAUGAGAGUGUCACCAAGGAGGUUCUUGUCUACCAUCCACCAGAAGGACCUCCCUUGUGCCAUGCAGAAUCUUCUGAUAAUUACGUGAAUCUGUUUUGUUCUUGGACCAAUGGAUAUCCACAUCCAAUAUUUGUUUGGUCAAAUGCGACUGGGAAUUUUGGAUCUGGUGAUCAAACCCAUGGGCAGCCAGGAUUAAAUGACACCAUGGUCCUCCGAGUUAAAGGGUCAGAAACAUACGAUGGUCAAAUAUUUAAAUGUGUGGGUUCACAUGUUGCAUAUGAACAAAGGAUGGAACCAUCGUGCUCAUUGUUAUUGAAGGCUCCGCUUCCUGAGACACAACCUCUUGUAACCGGGUUUGAGGGAAAGAAUAUCACGUUGACCUGUCGUGCUAAGGAAGGAAAUCCUCCUCCCAAAUUAACCUGGAUACGAAACAACAAGACUGAAAUUUUCACCAACAAAAAAUAUAUAGUCUUACAGGAGGGUAUUACCUCAGUCUUAACAAUACAGAGGACCUUUAAAGCACAAGAUGAAGGGAGUUAUAUCUGCAAAUGUGAGAAUCCUCUGGGGAUUAAAGAAAUGGAAAUAUGGGUGUCAUUUAACAAUAAAAACAUUUCUGGAUUGGUUGGAGUAAUUGCUGUCCUUGCACUUCUAUGCAUUGCAGCAAUUUUGGGAAUUUUCCUCUAUAGGCACAGGAACCUGUUUGUCACCAGAAGACGUUUUUGGCAAUCGGGUUCAAAUGUUUUUACACUGGUGGAUUCGGAGGAAGAGGAAGAAUUUGCGGAUGAGGGUUCAUCAGGAAUAACCUCGGUUGUUAAUCAUCAAUCUGCUGAGUCAAUGAAUGGCCACGCUUUUGUUGAAGAUAACCCACCAAAAAUCUAUAACGACAGGCUUCCAAGUGAAAAAAGAAAUGAAACUGAUGCUUAAAGGACCGGUGGAAACCUGAUUGCUUUUGUGCAAUAUUUUCUACCCAAAUCUGUUGUGAAGACUGCUGUUGGGGAGUUCCAGUCAGCUCUUGUUGAGCCAAUGUACCGUUUGGGAAUGAUUAUACUAAUUUUAUUAUUAAGUAGUCGUUUUCUAGAUACACUGAAACAAAUGGCAAGAAAACAUUAAGAACUGUUUUUAAAAAACACAAUGUAGACUGGCAGAAAGAUUAUUGCAGUGUGCUCAGAAUUUAAGUAUGAAAGGUAGGUUUAGUGUGUUUGUUGUAUCUGUGUCAUAUCUAACCUGUUGGCUUGCAACUAAUUUAGUUUAAAGUGCUCCGUCUGUUGCUUUUUAUAAUAUAACGCCUUGCAUUCCCUCUGAAUGAUAUUUUUGAACAUUUUUGUAAGCAGAAUUUUUUGUAAAAUUAUUCAAUGUAAGUAUGUUAAAUUGAUAAUGUACAUCUUGGUUUGGUUCAGUAAUUGACUUAUUUAUGCAAAUAGGAAUCCAUUUUAUAUUAAUACACAAGGACAACUAUCACAUGUACAUUUUAAAUGGUUUUUCUGAUUGUCUAGCUUAACCAAUGUCUUUUUUUACUAAACGAAACCUGUAAUGUGCUUUACUUUUCUGCAAAAUAAAGAUUUCUUUUGGAUCAAAUGGAUCCAUACAACA